Messenger RNA from Paramuricea clavata, 842 nucleotides. The record is from the annotation of a GenBank genome assembly. NCBI's taxonomy places the organism in Eukaryota, Metazoa, Cnidaria, Anthozoa, Malacalcyonacea, Plexauridae.
AUGGAGGAAACAAGUCAUUCAUGUGCAAAUGAGGGGAAUAAAAGAAAAUCUAAAGUGUUUUGUGUCGCUGGAGGGCCAAAUAAAAAGUCCUGCACAAAUAGUGGUGAUACACCAGGCAUUAGUAUGCAUUGUUUUCCGACAGAUCCGUCUGUACGAAAGCAAUGGAUACGGUUUGUUCGAAGGCAUCGAUGUGAUUUCGACCCCACAAAAUAUUCGUCAAGAAUAUGGUUGUGUUCAGCGCAUUUUGAUGAGAGCUGCUUCUCAAAGCGUUUCGCAAACAAUCUUGAAGGCUUCGAUAACAGUAACACAAAGCGUUUCUUGAUACGCGGCUCAGUACCAACGGUUGAUGCUGUGAAAGGUGGAGAAGAUAGUAUCUCUGGAAAAGAGAAGAGACUUGUAAGUAUAUUUCACAAUAAUUUUUCUUCUGCAAUUUGGACUUACAUAUAAACUACUCCGCUUGUAUAAAUUGAUCUUUUGAAAUGUAUCUUCAUAACAUAAUCUACAUUCUGUAAAUUCGUCCAUAUAUUAUAUAUUCUCGAAGCACAACAUGUUACUUCACAGAAAGGAUAACAUGCUACUUUAUAGAAAGUGUGUCAUGAUUUGUGUGUGAGGUUGUGUGAACACGUAUGUGACUUGAUAGUAUUUUGUAUGCCAUUUUAAUCAUAAUUAACAUUUUAUAAAUUCUGUUUUGUAGUUGAUGCGUGAAGCUACCCGAGAAUAUUUGCCUGCCCCUCCAACAAAACAAAGAAAAUUGGCUUUUGCUGGCACACAAGGGGAUUGUGUUGAUGAUUUGUCUGGUGGUGCUGGUGAUUUAUCUAGUGGUGUUGGUGAUUUGUCUGGUG